AUGAUCACGAUUGAAAGUUGGGGCCGCGACCCGACAGCCAUCAAUCAACUUUUAGAAUCGAUCAGGGCAGCCUACUUCGACCAAGGGCCUGGCAAAGUGGCGACAUUCCGAGCUUCGUGCGGUAAGGAGCCUGGGUGGGAGUUGAUUGGUUCACAGUCACGGGCUAUAUCCACCAUUGCUAUGGAUGCAAAGCAAAAAGAGGCCGUAGUGAACGACUUGAAGCGCUUCACCGAGCCGAGUGAGUCCAAAUGGCACUUGGAGCGAGGCAUUCCGUAUCGUCGCGGGUACCUAUUCCACGGGCCCUCGGGGACUGGGAAGACGUCCCUCUGCUUGGCCUUGGCCACUCUUUUCCAACUUCCUAUCUACAGUAUGAUUCUUGGUGCGAUGGACGACGAGCUUCUUUUCAAGCUGUUCCACCAGCUUCCACAGAGGUGCAUGGUACUUCUUGAGGAUAUUGACACUUCACCCGUUGCACAAACGCGUCCGCAGUACACGGAACCACAGCAAAGACAACAAGGCAACGGUCUCACACUGUCGGGUCUCCUCAACAUAAUCGAUGGCUCUGGGGCCCCAGAGGGGCGUGUUUUGGUUAUGUCGACCAACUACCCGGAUAAACUUGACCCGGCAAUCACCAGAUCCGGGAGGGUGGAUAUGAAGGUCAAGUUUGAGUUGGUGAACAAGGAAAGCGCAGGACUUCUCUUUCAGUCCUUGGUACUCGCAGGCUCGUCCGUCACGGAGAAAGAUUCUGCAAAUGUAAACGUCGACAACACAAGCCGUGAUCUCGCAGCAGAGUUUAAAGAAAACAUAUCCGAGGGCGUGGUCCGUCAUGCAGACUUACAGGAGUAUCUGGUAGCCAGAAGGCGUGAUCCGCGGGCUGCAGUGGAUGAAGUUUCUGCAUGGUUCGAAGCGGCAAGGUCACGAAUAAAGUGA
Messenger RNA from Colletotrichum orchidophilum, 930 nucleotides. RefSeq lists its product as uncharacterized. The record is from RefSeq and is a predicted model, not a curated record. Gene Ontology annotation, molecular function: ATP binding; ATP hydrolysis activity. Gene Ontology annotation, biological process: protein insertion into mitochondrial inner membrane from matrix; mitochondrial respiratory chain complex III assembly. The transcript has a single exon. The coding region runs from base 1 to 930 and encodes 309 amino acids. Gene Ontology annotation, cellular component: mitochondrial inner membrane. NCBI's taxonomy places the organism in Eukaryota, Fungi, Ascomycota, Sordariomycetes, Glomerellales, Glomerellaceae.